AUCCACAAUAUUGCAAGGGUCGAUUUUUCCACGAAAGGCAGUGGACUCGUGGGUCUCCGGUGUAUUUAUCUCGAAUCAAACAUACAUUCAUACAUACCCACCAUUACAAAUAAAAACAACUCCCUUGCAGUUUGGUGUAUAAUCCUUUUUUCCUUACGGAUAUGAAGUUUUUUCAAUUAUGCCUGCACUUACUCACUUUCCUUUUAGUAACAGCAACAGCACCCGCGAUUGCAAAGUACGCCAAGAGAGGGUGCAAUGGUAAGUGCGGGAGAGUUAGGAUUCCAUACCCUUUUGGAAUCGGUGCUGGAUGUUCUUUCAAUAAAUGGUACAUCAUUGGUUGCAACAACUCGAAGCCAUAUCUACCUGCACUCAGCAACCUGGAAGUCUUGGGUAUAAACUUGAGAAAUCAAACAGUCACUGUUAAUGCGCCAAAGACCUCUGAUUGCGGAAACCUAGUUCAGAGUAGCAGUCAGACCACCAGCUUCGAUCUCGGUGAGAGCCCCUUCUGGUUUUCCAAAUCACACAAUAAAUUUGUUUUCGAGGGGUGUGGAACUGCUGCUAUGAUGGAUGGUGGGAGCGUGGUCACAGGGUGUUCAACGGCUUGUCCUGGUGUUACAUUUAGCGAUAGAAACAACUGUUUUGGAAUCGGUUGUUGCAAAACUGCAAUACCUUAUUAUGUCAAGUCGUACAGCAUUAACUUGACAGGCUUGGAAAGGCAAGGGGACGAUGGGGUUGUGGUUCUGCCUUCUUGGUGGAUGAAACUCUAUAUAACCAAGGAAGGUUUUCUGACCCAUAUAUUUUCAAGAAUACGUCAGUUAUUCCAACGUCACUUCUGUGGACUCUAACAGACUCUAAUAAGUUAACUUGUUGUGAUAACCGUACCCCAGUAAGGCGCAGAGUGGAUGUGUUCAAUGAUACUCCAGUGGAUACAUGGAAAUGCGGCAACUACUAUACAGCGUCAUCAGAAGAUAGCCCUUAUUUAAUAGAUGGAUGCAGGGACUCUGCAAUUCCAAAAUACGCCAAGACAGGAUGCAAAGAUAAGUGUGGGAAUGUGACGAUCCCAUACCCUUUUGGAAUUGGUGCGGAUUGCUCUGUCAAUAAAUGGUACAUAGUUGAUUGCAACUCCUCCACGCCAUAUCUACCAGCACUCAACCACCUGGAACUCUUGGAUGUAAACUUGGAAGAACAGAUAGUCAAUGUUAGUGCAUCUUGGAUCCCUUAUUGCCAAAGCCCAGUUCGAAAUAGCAGUGAGAUUAUGGGCGUUGAAUUUGGUAGUAGCCCCUUCUGGUUUUCCAAAUCACACAAUAAAUUUGUUUUUGAGGGGUGUGGUACUGCCUCUAUGCAUAUGGAUAACGGGAGUAUAAUCACAGGGUGUUCAUCGACUUGCCGCCACGAUACACUUGGUGAUAGAAACAACUGUUUUGGAAAUGGUUGUUGCCAAACUGCAAUUCCUCAUUAUCUCAAGUCAUACAACAUUAAUCUCACCGGCUUGAUAGAGGAAAAAGGUUGUCGGUCUGCCUUUUUGGUGGAAGAUGAAACUUCAUAUGAGAAAUCUGACGAAGGAAGGUUUUCUAACCCGUCUAUUGUAAGGAGGAAAACAUCUGUUAUUGUCAUGUCACUUAUGUGGACGCUAAAAGAUUCCGAUCAAGUAACUUGUUGUUAUAACUACCCCUAUGAAAGAAUCUUAAUGGAUAUGUUUAAUGGUACGACAGUGGAUACACUGAUAUGCUACAAUGAAUGGUCUACAGAAGGAACCCCCUAUUUAGUAGAUGGAUGCAAGUUCGAUAAUGAAGAAAAGCCUACGGAAGAGUGUCGAAGGUGCCAAGAUAUUGGAGGUAACUGUAGAUGGGACACGAUACUUGACGUUGAUGAUGAACUUUUCAGUCGGACUUUCAAUUGUAUUCAUGAUGGAGAAAGAACUUCCUUGCGUGUAAUUCUUGGUAAUGUUUUUUUUUUUAUACUUUUUAUCCCUAUUAGACACAUGUAGUUAUAAGAAUUAGAGGUAAUAUUAUGAAAAUAUAGUUGGAAAUUGUUAUUGUUUAAAUAUGGUUAAUAUAUCAUAUCUCAACAUUGUAAAACCCUAAUUAAAAUCAAUACAAAUAAUUACAAUUACAAUUAC
Molecule: messenger RNA, 2119 nt
Organism: Helianthus annuus (common sunflower)
Lineage: Eukaryota; Viridiplantae; Streptophyta; Magnoliopsida; Asterales; Asteraceae
Product: wall-associated receptor kinase-like 6
Exons: 3
Coding region: 1256-1987 (243 amino acids)
Source: RefSeq, a predicted model, not a curated record